This is a messenger RNA of Tigriopus californicus, 2718 nucleotides long. It is a transcript of the gene Ced-12, whose product is annotated as engulfment and cell motility protein 2-like. The coding region runs from base 281 to 2539 and encodes 752 amino acids. Gene Ontology annotation, biological process: actin filament organization; cell motility. Lineage: Eukaryota; Metazoa; Arthropoda; Copepoda; Harpacticoida; Harpacticidae. Gene Ontology annotation, cellular component: plasma membrane. The transcript has a single exon. The record is from RefSeq and is a predicted model, not a curated record.
AUGAAGCACUCGGAUCGGCUUGAGUGGAUGUAAUGGACACCAGUCACAAGUAUGGGCGAACAAUAUUUGCUGUUGUUGUACGUAAGCACACUAACAAAAACAUCAUCAUCACUGACUGACCCCGGCCACUGCUUCUUCUUGGGGCGGUUCAGAGACCCGCUCAUCGCCUUAUCAAUAAAGUCGAGGUAGUGUGUGAGACCUGGUGAUAUUGCAAGACAGGAAACAUCGUUUUGUUAUCUCUAGUUGUGUUGAUCUGCCUCCCAAGUCUCUGGGACGCACAAUGCCCAGUUUGACGGACACGAAAACCGUGCCAUCAUUGAAGCCGACAAGUUUAAAUCAUUUGAAUUUACCAAUGUCUUCUUCUUCUUCUCAUUCGGUUACCAAAGAUUCGGUCAAAAUCUGUGUGCUUAAUGUGGUCUCGCAAGGCCACUUGGUUAAUGGGGCCAGCACGGGUCCCCAGAGGAGGCAUCUCACGGUCUGUAAGAAAGAUCCACUCGACAAGAUCAUCCAGGAACUCUGCCAACAUUGGCAGCUUGACGAGCCUCUGGAUUACGCAUUGCAAUUCGAAGAUACCAAGCGCUAUGUCAUGGAGAAAACAAAAGACACGAUUGCCAAUGGACAAAUUCUGAAGUUUUGUCAAUCACCGAAGCGAUUAGUGCGAGAGUUGGUGAACAUCUUUGAAGGCAAAAGCGAUAUUGAAAUGCGUGCCAAUGCAUUCAAAUCCUUGGAAGCCAUUUGUAAGGAUGAAGCUGUUGCCUUGGAGUUCGUGGAAUGCAGCAGGGGAUUAGAGUUGAUCGUGAGAUCUGCCAAUUUAGAAUCAACGAAUGGUUAUUUACUCUCCCAUUUGAUCCGAACCUUCCACACUGUUAUGAGUCAUCCUGGUCUGGUAUCGUGGGAGGAUGAGCGCAUUCAUCCGGACUUUGUGGGAAUCAUUCUUGCCAAUAUCGAGACGGAAAAAAGCAAGCAAGCCCUCAAGCAAGACGAACCCACCCAAGAAUGUUCCCUUUCUAUUCUGAACGAAUUAGUCAAUACACCAUCCAGAUACCACGAGAUUGAUCGCACGAUAUCCGUGGCUAGUCUCUUGAACUUCUUACAAUCGGACAAUUCCAACAUACAAAGAAACGCACUGGCCCUGUUCAAUUCUCUCUUCAGUCUGGGCGAUUCCAGUAAGAAGAUGAAAUUGAAACAGCUUAUGGAAGAGCGCAACGUUCGAAGGACCAUUGUGGAACACAUCAUUCGCCGUCAACCCGAUUCUGCCAUGCGCUAUCAGUUGUAUGUUUUGCAGAGUCUUCAUUUAAAUCUGUUGGAGAAGAAAAUGAACACCCUAGUAGAAAACCAAGAUCAAAAGGCAUUGGAUAAGAUCAAAGAACUGCGCCGUAUUGCAUUUAAGGGCCAAGAUCAAGGAUCGGGUCCUCGAACCAGGUUCAGCGAAGAUUAUCGGAAACUCGGCUUCAAGAACGAGAUCGAUCCCACGCAAGAUUUUUGUGUUGUUCCACCUGGAAUCCUCGGGUUGGAAAUCAUGUUUGCAUUUGCUCUGAAUCACACGGAUCAGUUCAUCAAACUGGUUUUGGAAACCUCGUGUCGGAAAGAUAAUCACGACUGUCCCCUUGCCCAGAUCACUAUUGGUAUAGUCAGAAUGAUUUGCGAAAUCACCAAAAUCGGUCACAAGAUCCAGCCCCAAGGUCAAUAUCAUCCCAUGUUUUUUACUGAUGAUAACCCAUUGGGCGAGCUCUCCGCUAUUAUGAUCAAUCAUGUGGUUCGAACUUGGAAUGAAAUGCGAGCCACCACGGAAGACUUUAACAAGGUCAUGGAAGUGGCUCGUGAGCAAUUAGUCACAGCUCUCUCGCAGAGUCCGUCCAGCUUUGAGGAUUUCCGUAAGUGUCUUCGAAGCUAUCAGGAAAUCACCGAGAGUCGCAAAGAAGAAGCUAAAAACCGAGCUGAGCGAGAUGGACCUGCUAUCCGGCACCUGCGCGAGUCUCUAGAACCGGAAAUGCUUGAGCUGGUCCAAAGACAACGCCUAAACUUUUUGGUAUCCGGCUCGCAUUUUUCCAAAAUCCGCAAAGAAAGCAAGGACAAGCAUGGCUUUCUUUUCUUCAGGCUAAGUACCAAUCACAAAAGUCUCUUGUAUGGAGACUGGAAGGAUGAUCGAUCCGUUCCUGUGGCUGAGGAUCUCACCAAGCGAUUAUCUCUGUCUGAAAUCAAAGACUUCCAAACCGGACACGAGUGUACACACCUCAAAGAUGUGACGCGCAAAGGCAACAGACCAGAGCGCUUGGCCUUAUCAUUUACCAAAGAAAAUGGAGACACCGUCGACGUGAUGGCCCCAGAUCAAAAGACGUUUGACAUGUGGAGUGAUGGUAUCAACACCUUAUUACGUAAACCUCUAUCCAGUGAGAGGGCCCACCAAGACGUGAAUACCUUGCUCUCGAUGGAGGUGAAAGUUCGCUUACUAGAACUUGAGGGUAUUUCCAUUCUCGAUAGCCCGCCUCCGAUACCUGCAUUACCUUCCAAUUUUAAAAUUAGUCAAGAUGUGCAAUAGGAAUAAAAAUGGUUUAUGAGAAGAAAGUUGCUUAAGGAUUGAGGACCACAGAGUCAGCUAAUGGGUUAAAAAAUCAACCAUGUUUUAUUAGUUUCAUGACCUUCAAAGCAGUUUUUGUAUUACUUUCCAUCGCUUUUGUGUUGUGACUUGAAAAUACAUGACUGAUUCCAGCAAUCAAA